This is a messenger RNA of Plasmodium knowlesi strain H, 2376 nucleotides long. Its product is annotated as conserved Plasmodium protein, unknown function. The transcript has a single exon. Lineage: Eukaryota; Apicomplexa; Aconoidasida; Haemosporida; Plasmodiidae. The coding region runs from base 1 to 2376 and encodes 791 amino acids. The record is from RefSeq and is a predicted model, not a curated record.
AUGUAUUUCAAUGGCAAUGAAAAGGGGAUCAACAACAACGGUCUCAUCUACAGCAGCGUGGAAAAGGUACACAUAGCAGAUUUGAGAGAAGCUGCUACGGAAAAUGGAGGGCAGAUAGAUUACCUGCAUUUUCUGAGCAAAAAAAAACGACUUAAUAAGUUGGAGAGGCUGAUAAACAAUCACGUUGUAAACACGCAAGUAGUAGUGACAAAUUUUGCAGAUGAUGCGGACGAAGUUAUAAACUAUGAGUACAUGCACCAAAGUGUGUGGAGAAAUAAAAUAUGCUUUCUUUUAAGAAAUGUUUAUUUAUCAAGUUUCUUUUCAAAUGAGUACGCAAAUAAUAUUGUUAAGGAACAUCAGCCAAGGGUAAUCUCCAUCAACUGCAAAUAUGACAAUCAAAUAUACAUGAGCGGCAGAUGCGUAUAUCUGUGCGUUAACGAUUUGACAAAAUUGAGGUUAACUUCCCAUAGGAAUGUGCACAGAGAUAGAUUCAAAGUGAAGAAUAUAGUACUUCUAGACAUAUGUAGCGGGGGGAAGACGAAACCAAGGGGGGGUAAGAGUGGGGAAGCUGGCAAUGGGAAGGCUCCUAACGGGGAUGCGGGAAAUGGCGUUUUCCCCGGAGGUCAAUCAUCUAAUGGGGGUUCCAAAUUGUUGGAAAAAUAUAGGCAGUUUUUUACAGACAUGUACACAUACCCCGUGGACUUGGUCGGUUUAUACAACUAUGGAACUGACCACGAAAAAUUUAGUGAAAAAUUAAAAAAUGUAUUAACCCUUAACGGGUCGAAGGAUGCGGAAAUUUAUGCAGUCCCAGUUAAAUGGCAUGAAUGUACUUACGAUGCUAGUGGGAAGAACGCAGCUUCGAAAACAACAAGGGGAGAUGGUCAACUUUCCAACCCCUUGUUUUCUAUGGACCAGAACUGCAACUCUCCUAACAAUGAAAUGGACAGAUUAUCUGAUACUUUUAAUAUGGAUAACGUAGCGAAUAUUUACAGUAGCAUUUUUUCUAACUCCUCUGUAAAGGGGGCGGGGACACAUGUGAACAGUUUGAUUAAUAUGUAUAACAUGUACGGGGGUGAGGGCGGUGGUCUAGAUGUGAUGGUACAUCCCAACGAUGCGAUACACAAUGAGUUUCCACAGGGAGGAGGAAUAAAACCCGUAGGAAUGAUAAACCAAUUCAAUUAUUUGGAUAUACAAAGGAGAGAGAAGAUCGGCCAGGUACACCCCGUCUAUGAACUCGAUGCAGGCUACAUAGAAAGGGAGUUCCUUUCCGACCUCACCCAGGAUGGGAAAAUCAUACGCCAAGGGAACAACACGUGUGGCGCGCAGCACAUUGACGCUAAAUAUAGUAUGCCCCGAAAGGAGAAUGACAUGGUGGACCUGCACGACCUGCUAGCGAGAAGUAAAGAAAACAAAAAGAAAAAAACAUUCUCCCUUCAUGAUAAAAGGUUUUACAUUAACUACGAUUCGGGAAACAGCAGUGAUGUAAGUUUAUCAGAAAUGCUCAGAAUAAACUGUGGAGGAUCCAAUAAUACAGCGGAAAAAAGGCAUACGGAUGGAAGCGCAUUAAAGAGCUCUACAGAGGAAGGGAUACUCAAAAAUUACUUAAAGGGUAAUCACAUAAAAGAGAAGAAUUUUGCAAACGGAGGAGAAGACACUCGGGAGGAGGGUAGAGAAAAUUGCAUCGAAAGUGAAAUCGACGAGAAGAAAAAAAAAUCGCUCAUUGAAAAGCGGCGAAUGGAAGGAAACUCCGCAAAAAAUGACCACGCUGCUGUAGAUGAGGCCAAAAUGCGAAAAAUCGACAAAGUGUUGGAUCUUUUAAAAAACCACAGGAACACCUAUUAUAAGGUUAAUGAGAGGGUACUACAAAGGGAGCGUCUGUACAACAUCAUGAGCUGCGCUUCGGAGGAGGACGCAACAGGUGGAAUUUCAAACGGAAUUGCAUGUGGAAACAACGAGGAAUAUUCCUCGGAUACAAAGACCAAACAUGAAAAAAUUGCAAACUACCUAGUGGAAUACAUAGGGAGAAUCCACCUGGAUGUAAAAAUAAAUCACCAAAAAAACGCACAUAUGUUUAUUAAAAAGGAAAAGAAUUUUUAUCAAGUACAAAAAAUAAUUCUUAGAAAUGGCAUAAUUAGCAGUUGCUGUAUUCGUGAUACAUGCAACUUCCUGAUUGGUCAAUUGGUUAACAGGAAAGGAGGACGAGAGAGAUGCAAGCUGUGCUACGUUGUUUCCUUCUGGGGGGAAUGUAGCACCUUUAUCCAUUUCGAUAAGCCCUCGCAGGAGAUAUGCAGCCAAACGUGCAUCCACCUUUUUUUUUUUUGUUCUCCUGAGACGAUAUACAUAACGAUGUUGAAUACCCAAGACCGGGUGUUCUGA